AUUUUAUAUGUAACCAUAAUCUAAAUAGUCGGCAAAGGAAGAUGAAUAAUGUUAAGUGGAGGAUCAUAUACUAAAAAGAUUUGAUUUGUUAGAAUUUAAAGGGAAAGGAGCUUAUGGAGUAGUAUGGAAGGCAGUAGAUCGCAAAACAAAAUAAAUAGUGGCUUUAAAGAAAGUAAUGCAAUUAAUAGGAUGUAGAUUUUUGAUGCAUUCCACAAUGCGACUGAUUCGUAAAGAACAUUCAGAGAGGUGAUAUUUUUGGAACAACUGAAUAACCAUGAGAAUAUAAUAAAAUUGACAUCUGUAAUAAAGGCCGAGAAUAACAAGGAUUUAUAUAUGGUAUUUGAUUAUAUGGAGACAGAUUUGCAUAAGGUAUGAGUAUGUGAUUAAGGAAUAGGUGAUAAGGGCAAACAUUUUGGAGCCAAUUCACAAGAAAUAUAUCGUUUAUUAAGUGUUGAAGGGUUUAAAAUAUUUACAUACGGGAGAGGUGAUACAUAGAGAUUUGAAGCCUUCAAAUUUAUUAAUAAAUUCAGAAUGUAAAGUAAAGGUAGCAGAUUUUGGGUUGGCCAGGAGUGUAGCUAAGCCAGAGGAUAACACGAAUCCAAUAUUGACAGAAUAUGUAGCAACAAGAUGGUAUAGAGCACCUGAGAUAUUAUUGGGAUCUCAAUUAUAUUCAAAAGCAGUCGAUAUGUGGAGUUUGGGAUGCAUAGUGGGAGAGAUGAUAGUAGGAAAAGCCAUAUUUCCAGGGACAUCUACUUUAAAUUAAAUAGAGAGGAUAAUUGAAUUAUGUGGAAGACCAAAACCUGAUGAUUUAGAGGCAAUACAAGCUCCAUUAGCAGAAUAAGUGUUAUAAAGUAUUACUACCCAAAAAAAAAAGAGUUUUGGAUAGUAUUUCUCGGCUGCAUCAGAAGAUGCUAUUGAUUUUUUAAAGUAAAUUAUAUUUAUUAAUAUAUAUCUCAGAAAAACAUUGGUUUACAACCCAGCUAAAAGAAUGACAGUAGAAUAAGCAUUGGAACAUCGAUAUAUUAAAGAAUUUAAAAAUACUGAAGAGGAAUCUAAAAGAGGUAUUUAAUUGUUGAUAGUAUGCUUUUAGAUACUCCUCUUGAAACUGUUAUGGAUGAUAAUCAUAAAUAUUCCAUAAAAGAUUAUUAAAAUACUUUGUAUAAUCACAUAGUUUAAAAAAAGAGGAUUGAACAUAAAUCAUUAAUUUUUAGAAAUUCCAAUAAUGGUAGUGUUAAUUUAAGCGUUGAUAAAUCUACAUCUCCUACUAAAAAGGAAUCUUCUAUUAUUAAAAAAGAACCAGAAAAUAUUAAUAAUGAUAAUGAAUUUUAACAUCCAGGACGUGCUCUCCAUCAAAAAUCAUAAUCUUAUUCUUAAGGGUAGUUUAUGGUCAGAAAAGCUACCUCAUAAGAAGAUAUUUAGUUUUAGGUCUCAACACAUUAAAGUCCCACAUAUAAAAAAUAAUAAUAGAUGUUCCCCAUGGUUGAUUCUAAUAGUCCCAUUAACAAAGGUUAAAGAAAAUCUUCUUUAGAUAAAAAAUUAUAGAGUAAUUUGACAGCUGCCAUGUAGGCUACUCUAUCUCAAUAAUAAUUCUCAAGAAAAGGAUCACAAGGCAAUAUAUCUAAAACUACUGUUUUCAAUAAAUCAAUGACUAACACACAAUACAACUCCUUGUUUUAGAAAAAAAAAUGAACUUAUAUAUUAAAUAUCUACAU
This is a messenger RNA of Paramecium sonneborni, 1712 nucleotides long. The record is from the annotation of a GenBank genome assembly. NCBI's taxonomy places the organism in Eukaryota, Ciliophora, Oligohymenophorea, Peniculida, Parameciidae.